AUGGAAGCAUUUGUCGGCGAGCAGACGCAUUGUUAUCAGAAAAGUAACUACACCCAUUCCAAGACAUCGUCUAGCUCAAGGCUAUCGUCGAGCCUGUCGUCUGCUACUUCAGAAAAGGAUUGCUCUGGGGCAAACGAGAACGCAGCACCCAACUUGAGAAGAAUUGCGCGCCGACUCGAGGACCACGGCGCGACCUCCGUCGGUGCUCCGUCUCCUCUCCCUUGCAUCGUCGACGCCAUCCCCGGCACGUUUCCUCAGGAUAUGGACGGCCAAGCGCCGGUUCCAGCGUCCCGCAUCGAUAAGACUAACGGCUCUCCGCAAAAAAUUGUCCCGCCCAAAGUUGAGGCUGAGGUUGUCGCGCUGAAGCGAGUCAACAGCACUACGGAGAGCUCGGAGGCUUACUCGGAGGCCGAACUAGCCCCCUUGCACAGGCCCAAGACGUACGACGACAAGCACACCGCCGCCGCGUCCCAGCAACGAGCCCCUUCGGUCUCUGAGCUCGUGAGCAAAUUUCGGCGCAUGGAGUCGCCACCAAGCAAUCUUCGGGCGAGCAUUGCGGGCAACGCGGAUUUCCACGCUGCGUCGACUAAGGCUGGGACGUUUGGCACUUGUCGCAGUCGCUUCUCUGACGAUUCCGAGGACACGUCGGCCCUGGCUUCCAAUGCUGAAGACGCUGAACCUCAUUCUGCCCUCGACAUGCCCAGCCAGGAUUGCAUCGUGGCAGGCACAUGA
Molecule: messenger RNA, 732 nt
Organism: Hirsutella rhossiliensis
Lineage: Eukaryota; Fungi; Ascomycota; Sordariomycetes; Hypocreales; Ophiocordycipitaceae
Exons: 1
Coding region: 1-732 (243 amino acids)
Source: RefSeq, a predicted model, not a curated record